AUGACCCUUGUGGAGAUGGUGAUUUACCGCCUUGGUCUGGUGUCACUUGCUCCACUCAGGGUGAUUAUAGAGGAAGUUUAUGCUGUGUCAAUUGUCGGGCCUUUUCCUAGUGCUUUGACUGGGCCAAUUCCUCCUCAAAUUGCGCGUUUGAAGCGUCUUAAAACAAUGAAUUUGAGGUGGAAUAAGCUGCAAGAAGCCAUUCCUCCUGAAAUAGGCGAGAUCCCCAAGGAGCUUGUUAAUCUUCCUGAGCUCCGUUAUCUCCUUCUACAUGAAAACCAUUUCAUUGGACGAAUCCCACCGGAUUUGGGAACUUUACAAAACCUUCGGCACUUGGAUGUUGGCAACAACCAUUUGGUUGGAACCAUAAGGGAACUGAUACGUAUUGAGGUAUGCUUUCCAGCUCUUCGCAACCUUUAUCUAAACAAUAAUUAUCUUACUGGAGGAAUUCCAGCACAGCUGGCAAACUUGAAAAUUUUGGAAAUCUUGUAUCUCUCCUACAACAAAAUGUCUGGAAUAAUACCAUACGGACUUGCUCAUGUCCCUAGCUUAACGAACUUGUAAGUGUGUUUUCAACUUUUCAACUUUACUUUUAUGGAUGUACGAAAUAUGUUCCUCAGAAUUUCUGUUGGCUUUGUUGGAUUCUCAGAUUGACCUAUUUGUAAUUGUGUUCAUAGUCUUAUGUGUAGUUUAUGUACCACUGAAUAUGUUUGUUUUUAUGGAAUAUGUGUAUCGGAUGGGAGUGAAAAAUCUUUAUUUUAGUGAUGUAAAUCAUUUUAGCAGAUCUAAAGACACCUAGAUCUAUACGUUAGUUACUAAGUCAUACAUUGUAUUCAAUGGGCCGCCAGGAUAGCAAAAAGGAUGAAAUAGAACAACUACGUGAAUGAAUUAAACCUGAUUUUUAGUUUUUAACACUUGUUUUAAUAAAAGCUACAAAUCUGAGUCCAAAACCUCCCCUCUUCCCGCUAGAAACCUAAGGCAUAUAAUGCUCUUUUUUUCUUGUCAGAAUGAGCAAUUUUCCUCGUAGCAGUGCCUUGUUCUAUUUCACUUAAACUCUCUUCAGCAUUUAAUAGCUGGGACUCGGGAUUGCUGAAAAGCUAGUUUAAAAUGCUGUUUAAUGGUAGCAAAGUUAAGGAAGUUCAGCCUUUAUUGAUAUGAGAAAACAACUAAUUGUGAUUCUUAUUGAUACGAGUAUGCUCAUUUUUUUUGGUCAAUGGAACUUGACUUGUCCUGCAUCUAUCAAUAUCUUGGUUGUUUUCUUGAAAUGCCGACCUUAGCACGUGGAUUUAAUAUUUUAUUUCUCAUAAUAUCAGCAUUGCCAUUAUUUUACAACUUGACAAUUGUUUUGAUCUCCGACUGUAAAGCAUGUGUUUUUCUGGGAUUACUAAUCUUCUGCAGCAUGGGAUUCCAAUUGUUGGCUUCUUUUUUAGUUGGAAAUAGAUAAGAGGACUUCAAGAAUAAAACCUUGGCAUCAAUUGUUUAGUGGGAAAUUUCUUCAGCACAUCUUCCCACACGACUGAGUUUCAGGUACCUGGAUCACAAUCAAUUUACUGGGAGGAUUCCUGAUGCCUUCUAUAAGCACCCUUUCUUGAAAGAAAUGUAUAUCGAAGGAAAUUCAUUCCGGCCUGGUGUUAACCCCAUUGGUGACCACAAAGUCCUUGAAGUGUCGAACACAGAAUUCCUUUUCUAGUCAAGACAAUCAGACUCUUUUCUCUCUGUCAGCAAUAUAUGUUCUUAUUGUUAGAAAUGGUGGUAUUUUGAUGAAAGUGUUUGAAAAUCAUGGUACCACACAUAUUGUUGAUAAUACUUUAAUUUCGAAAAGUUGAAAAAAAAAUUGAAAGUCGAAUUAAAUGUCUUCAAUUACAUAUGUGGUCCUACUGCUAGUUCUCUCGUUUGUAGCCAUUACCAUUUUUUGAGGUUAAGG
This is a messenger RNA of Ilex paraguariensis (yerba mate), 1921 nucleotides long. NCBI's taxonomy places the organism in Eukaryota, Viridiplantae, Streptophyta, Magnoliopsida, Aquifoliales, Aquifoliaceae. The record is from the annotation of a GenBank genome assembly.